Molecule: messenger RNA, 1947 nt
Organism: Penicillium diatomitis
Lineage: Eukaryota; Fungi; Ascomycota; Eurotiomycetes; Eurotiales; Aspergillaceae
Exons: 4
Coding region: 1-1947 (648 amino acids)
Biological process (GO): DNA-templated transcription; regulation of DNA-templated transcription
Molecular function (GO): zinc ion binding; DNA-binding transcription factor activity, RNA polymerase II-specific; DNA binding
Source: RefSeq, a predicted model, not a curated record
AUGCCGCAAUCCACAAGGAAAAUCAGUAAAUGGGCCUGUGAUGCGUGCAAGCUGCGCAAGGUCAAAUGCUCGAGUGAAACGCCAUGUCAGGGCUGCAUCAGUGCCGGCAUUCCAUGCACUUUCAACAAGCGCCCGUUGGCGCGAGGCCCGAGAAGCCUACGGGCCAAAACGAUUCAUCGGAUCAACGCGAGUCAGCAGCAACAUGAGCUGCGACGAGAAGAGAACACUUAUACAGAGAGUUCCAAUGUAGAUGAGGACCCGACAAAUCACCCAACGUCAGGCAGGAUAUCAUCGACACCCUCGCCAUCCCAUACAGAGAUUCCGAGCUCCACUACGUCUGAUCCACCAGCUUCCACACCAGAACGACACACAAGUAAUGAGCCAUGCCGAGUAUCAACAUCAUCAUUAGUCCUGCAACUUUGUGUCUAUCGACUGCGUUUGUUUCCAGUAUGGCCCAUCGUGGACGUGGAAGAGAUCAUGGGAUAUCUCCAUCGUGACCCGGACAACACCGAUGCGUAUGCCUUGGCAAACGCACUUGGGGCGGCAACUAUCGCCCAGCUGAAGCUUGACAGCCCUGAGACCGGAAACAUGGCAUUGGCGGCUUCGAUGGAGGCAGAAUGCCAGAGCGCCAUCGAACUACUUCGCCGAAGGCAGCGAAGUGAGGAAUUAACUACCAACUCUAUUCGCGUAUCAUUUUUUCUACACGUCUACCAUGAGAACAGCGCACCGGGAGGGACACGGUCUUUACUUUACCUACGAGAAGCAAUCAGUAUGGCCCAGAUCAUGGGCUUACAUCGUGAAGCAAGCUACUCAUCUUUGACAAGCCGCGAGCAGCGAAUGCGACAGCGAAUUAUGUCUCUGCUUUUUGUGACUGAAAGAGGAGUAGCAAUGCUUCACAAGUUGCCCGUCAUCCUGCAAUUCAACAGCCGAUUCGCCAAUCUCGACGAGUGCGAUGAUGAGACCCACGUCCUGCCGGCUUUCAAGAAGCUGGUUACCCUCUUUGCGUUGAUUGACCAGUCGGGCGUGUUUGAUUCGCUUCACAAUUCGGAUGAAGUUCAGGCAGGGGACAGCUUAUACAACAUCAAUCGAAGCACAUUCAGCAGUCUCCAAAGCCAGUUGCGAGAAGCUGCGUUCCAAUUGCGCGAGACGAACGAUAUCCAAAUGGCAGAUAUAUGGGUAACAACCCAGUGGAUGCAAGCGAUGUUGUGGAGAGCGUCAAUGAGCAGAAGGUUUGCAUCACUCGACUUGCCUCAACAGCAAAUCUCGAAUCUUUCGCACCCAAUACAGAUUGCGAAAGACUUUUUAGAAGCAAUAUCCCGGCUUCCCAGCUCCGCACUCGAGGCUCACGGUCCUGCGAUGGAAUACAAAAUCUUUGAAAUUGCCAAAGCUGUGACCGACUCUGUGGCAACGGGGCUCAACGAUCCGAUGAUCUCGAUAGAACUUUCGAGAGACGUUCUUCAUCGGCUACAGAACAAGCUAGCCUCAUUCCGGGGCGGCAACAAAAAUCUUCUCUCUCUGCUUCAUGCUCGUAUCUCUGCGGCGCUACUUGACUCGAACCAACGGCCUUACAACGGCUCCAUGUCUUACGAAGGCUUUCCCACAUCAUUCUAUCGCCAAGGAAGGGCUCUUCUGCAGUCAGACCCUAGAAAUCAGUCUAUGGCCUUUGGGGGGCCUUUGGGCGACACCGGAAAUUGGACCAUUGGAACUACACAAAAGAUCUCCAUUGCGUCCACUGAUAAUGUGCCCCCAUUCCAAUGUCUACCCGGGGAUUUUGACUUGGCGGAAGCGCUGCAGGCUCCGAACCAGAAUACAAUUCUCUCUAAUGCUCUUGCGGACCUUGACACUACCCGGGCUAUGGAGCUUCUGUUCGCUAAUAGUGCCAUGUGGGAUUCCGUUGAGACAUGGGAUUUCCAGAUGCCAGACCGAGAGGUGGCGGAAUGUAUAUAA